AUGGACCAGAGGGUGAUAGGAGGACUUACCAGGGAGAUGUCUACCGAAGACAUCAAAGAAGAUCUAGUGAACCAAGGGAUCGCAGACGCCGAGGUUCAACAGAUGAAGACCAGGAACACCAAGGAUGGCGGAAAAGCUGCAGGAGGUCCAGAGGCUGGCCAUGCUUACGGUCAGCUUCGAGAAGAAAAAGAGAUCGACCGAGCCCAGCCAAUGCUACCGCUGCCAGCGGUACGGGCACACGCAGCGAAACUGCCGUCUCGCUGA
Messenger RNA from Acanthoscelides obtectus, 264 nucleotides. The record is from the annotation of a GenBank genome assembly. Lineage: Eukaryota; Metazoa; Arthropoda; Insecta; Coleoptera; Chrysomelidae.